This is a messenger RNA of Dama dama (fallow deer), 3517 nucleotides long. It is a transcript of the gene MAP2K7, whose product is annotated as mitogen-activated protein kinase kinase 7. The transcript is spliced from 12 exons. Gene Ontology annotation, molecular function: protein kinase activity; ATP binding. Lineage: Eukaryota; Metazoa; Chordata; Mammalia; Artiodactyla; Cervidae. Gene Ontology annotation, biological process: protein phosphorylation. The coding region runs from base 99 to 1406 and encodes 435 amino acids. The record is from RefSeq and is a predicted model, not a curated record.
GGCUCGGCGGGGUCAUCCAAGCGCAGGCGCAGUGCGGUGUUUGUCUGCCGGACUGACGGGCGGCCGGGCGGUGCGCGGCGGCAGCGGCGGCGGGGAAGAUGGCGGCGUCCUCCCUGGAGCAGAAGCUGUCCCGCCUGGAAGCAAAGCUAAAGCAGGAGAACCGCGAGGCCCGGCGGAGGAUCGACCUCAACCUGGAUAUCAGCCCCCAGCGGCCCAGGCCCAUUAUUGUGAUCACUCUAAGCCCUGCUCCUGCCCCGUCCCAACGAGCAGCCCUGCAGCUCCCACUGGCCAACGAUGGGGGCAGCCGCUCACCAUCCUCCGAGAGCUCGCCGCAGCACCCCACGCCCCCCGCCCGGCCCCGCCACAUGCUGGGGCUGCCUUCAACCUUGUUCACACCCCGCAGCAUGGAGAGCAUCGAGAUUGACCAGAAGCUGCAGGAGAUCAUGAAGCAGACGGGCUACCUGACCAUCGGGGGCCAGCGCUACCAGGCGGAGAUCAACGACCUGGAGAACCUGGGGGAGAUGGGCAGCGGCACCUGUGGCCAGGUGUGGAAGAUGCGCUUCCGGAAGACGGGGCACGUCAUCGCUGUCAAGCAAAUGCGGCGCUCGGGGAAUAAGGAGGAGAACAAGAGGAUCCUCAUGGAUUUGGACGUGGUGCUCAAGAGCCACGACUGCCCCUACAUUGUGCAGUGCUUCGGGACUUUCAUCACCAACACGGAUGUCUUCAUCGCCAUGGAGCUCAUGGGCACGUGCGCGGAGAAGCUCAAGAAGCGGAUGCAGGGCCCCAUCCCUGAGCGGAUCCUGGGCAAGAUGACGGUGGCAAUUGUGAAGGCGCUCUACUACCUGAAGGAGAAGCAUGGCGUGAUCCACCGUGACGUCAAGCCCUCCAACAUCCUGCUGGACGAGCGGGGCCAGAUCAAGCUCUGUGACUUCGGCAUCAGUGGCCGCCUGGUCGACUCCAAAGCCAAAACGCGGAGCGCUGGCUGUGCCGCCUAUAUGGCACCCGAGCGCAUCGACCCCCCGGAUCCCACCAAGCCCGACUACGACAUCCGGGCCGAUGUGUGGAGCCUGGGCAUCUCCUUGGUGGAGUUGGCGACAGGACAGUUCCCCUACAAGAACUGCAAGACGGACUUCGAGGUCCUCACCAAAGUCCUCCAAGAGGAGCCCCCGCUCCUGCCUGGACACAUGGGCUUCUCGGGGGACUUCCAGUCCUUCGUCAAAGACUGCCUUACUAAAGAUCACAGGAAGAGACCAAAGUAUAAUAAGCUACUUGAACACAGCUUCAUCAAGCGCUACGAGACGCUGGAGGUGGACGUGGCGUCCUGGUUCAAGGAUGUCAUGGCGAAGACCGAGUCACCGAGGACAAGCGGGGUCCUGAGCCAGCACCACCUGCCCUUCUUCAGGUAGCCGCACGGCGGCGGCCGGCCCGCUGGGGGACGCGGCCUCAGGCCCCCCUGCCCUGCACAGUCCCCCAGCUGCCCGCCAGGGGAGCCCUGGGACCCGGACGGCCGACGAGGGCUGAGGACAGAUAGUAGGGGGCGCCGACCCACCCCCGACUCCCUGCCCACCAGCUGUGGACAGAUGGGCCUGCCAGGCCCCAGCCCUUUCCUGUCCCGGGAUCAGCCGGCCGUACACGUCCCCCCACCCCGACAGACACUGUGAACGGAAGACAGCAGGCCGCGAGCAGUCUCGCUAUUUAUUCAGUUGUAACCUCUGGGCUGGGGCGGCCCCCAGGGGUAGGGAGAGAGCCGCCAUUCCCUGCACCCCCCACACCGCGCUGUCCCCACCGCCCCCUCCAUGCACACAUGCGCCCUGGCUCCAUCUCCCUCUCUGCCACUUCCCUCUCUACCUCUCUGGCUUUCCCCAUCUCCCUCCCUGCCUCUGCCUCUCUCCUGGCCCAGGCCUUGCCACCCCCGGCAGGACCCCUGGGUCCACUUAGGUCUCUGGCCAGUGAUGAGCCAGUUGGCGGGCGCCCUUCCCCCGGCAGGCGGGCUGGACAUUGUGACUGCAGCCGGACCCGGGCUGGUCUCUCUCUUUCUCUCUCUCUCUUUGAUCUCAGGGGGUCCUUUUUGGAGUUUAUUGUAUUUUAUUGUACUUGGUGGGGUGUUUGGGGGUGGGGGGAGGAGAAGAGCUUGUUCUCAUGGGCUUUGUUGGUACCUUCAGAAACUUUUACCAAAGUCGUGUUUAGCUGCUUGUGGCGGCAGCCCCCCGAACCGCCUGUGGGUACUGGGGGGCUGGGCUGGGGGCUGAGCCGUGGGGGCUCGGGCCACCACCUGGGAGACACUAGUCCCAAAGGUGGGCUCUGGGGGUGGGGGAUUGCUCCUCCCUCAGGGCUGGAGACUGGCCAAGCUUGCAGGGGUGAGUGGAGGACCUCAGGGGGUAUGGAGGAAGCCCAAGGGGCCAUGGCCACACAGGGUGGCCUUCAGGGACAGUAGGCGCGGGGCGUGGUGGAGGGCAGCCGGCGCUGGUGUGGCAGGGAGGUGGCGGAGGGAACGGGUGACAGGAGGGGGUCCAUGGGGCCCCGGGAGGCAGGGAUGAGGGUGCACGGAUUGGACGCGGGGGUUCGAGAAUGUGUUGACAGGGACAGAGGUGGGAGCAGGCCAAGGGCUGGGCGUGUACAGGCAGUCACGCCCUCGUAGUGGCCCACGAGUGCCCCUCGACUCACCCAGAGCUGGCCAGUGCCCAGCCUGCCCUGAGGCCCCGGCGUCCCUGGGGCCCUGGGCAGCAAGCAGCCAGAGCAGGAGGGACUGUUUCCUUGUUGUUGGUGACGCAUGCGAAUCAAGUGGACAGUAGAACAAAAUAACGUAACAGGAAAAAAAAAAAAAAAGGGAAAAGAAAACCCCAGAAAAACCACAAAAACCAACCAACACCAAAGGUGAGGAACCUCGCUGGAUGUAGCUGAAGCAAUCUAGACUAGGCAUCACUGUACCCUCCAUUUAUCUCACCGAAUCUAGUUACUACUAGGGUAGUCACAAAAUGCCGCAUGUUUAAAAAGUACUCGAAGUCAUCUUUGUCCCCCGCCCCAGGGGGUGGCCACCUUUUCUUGCUCCAGUCCCCUUUGUGAGGGGAGGGGGGCAGGGUGUGGGGCCAGUAGGCAUGGCCUCCACCCUCCCUUGCCAGGGGCCUUUCUGGGUAGCCGGGAAGGUUGCGUGGCCAGCCCCAAGGCCCGCACAGGCCUGAGGCCAGCUGCCUGGGUUUAAUUUUUAUUUAACUUUAUUUUCUGUUUUGUGUGUGAGUGUCCACCCAUGUCCCCCUCCCCUUCAGUGUUAAAUGGGAGCCUCUCCUUCCCCCACCCCUUGUCUCCCUCCCCGCGCCUCCCAGUCACCAGCCACCAGCCACCCUCCUCUCAACCAGGCAGAGGGCAGUGGGCAGCCAGGGGCCUGGGGCGGCCUGGCCCAGCCCAUCGGCCCACCACCCCUUCUCAGGCCGCCAGUAUUGCCCCAUCCCUUUUUAAAACAAAACGCCCUCGUUUGUAAAUCCUUAGACGCUUGAGAAUAAAACCCCUCCCUUUUCUUCCA